GAAAUGAAGAAAACAGAAUGAAAACUGAAAGAAGAACAAAAAUUAGGACAAAGAUCUAUUCAGUCACAAGAUGAGAAUAAAAAGGCAGGAUGUGGACAACACUGAGUACACGCUCAUAGACUCACAUCCGGUGGUUGGUGAAGGACGACACGAUGAUACCUCUCCUAGGGACCUGCUCUCCAUGCUUCAGGAUUAAAGUUCCUCUGUUUUCUGUUCUAUUGGUAACCUGCUGUUUCUCCACUCUGUUACGCUCUGGUCUACAUGGAGGGCCUAGCUACUUUACAUCUGUCUGGAGGGACAGAUAGAGGUCACAGAAUGAGGCUUCUAGUCUCAGCACUUUCCAAGGCUUUUUAGAGGAAAAUAUGAACUUUUCAGGUCAUGUCUCAAGCGCCUUCUCCUCUGACAAUGGCACUGCUAAUGAACUCAGUGAUGAUGCUUAUUUUCUCCCCACUAGAUGGCACUGUUUGAGAUAUGAUCCCAUCACACCAUCUCUGUUGUAUGUAAAACCUGUUAGGUCUGUGAAGAAUGAUUUCAAAUGACUAUGUGGGUAUAAUGUUAAAUGAAUCAACACUGUUAACCAUUACUAAACACAUUGAAACAGACACACUGUAUUAUAGCCAAACAGGACCAUGCUAAACUGAUCUGACCACAAGGGGAUGUCAUAGAAUAGAUGGUGUGUACUGUGGGGUCAAAGGUGACUGUAAAUCAGUAUUAGGUUCUUAACAUCUGAGUGGCAUACUACGAAGCAAGCUAAAUCAACUCAUGGUUUUCUAAAGCUAACCAGCUUCAGUUAGCUUCAAAUUCCAGCUCAGGCUUCAUCCGUACUAUGACAGUGGAUAUUGAUUGUCCGCCUGCCACUAACUCUAGCAGGCUUGUAGCUGCGCUUGCACGUCCCACAUGGUUAGUCGAACGCCAAACUCAACAAUGCUGAAAAAUCAACCCGUGUGCGAGUCAGUGCCACGUUUUCAUUUGUGAAGAAAUCUAAAUGAAAGAAAAUUGAUCUUUUCAAAUUCAUCAGACUAUGUUGUGAAAUAGGCUUUUAGAAGUGCUGUCUUUAUUUGAUUACUUAUCAUUAAUGCAGUCUUUGGUGUGCUUAUCGCUCCUUAUUCUGUGUGUGGAACAGCUUGUUGUGUUGUGGCCAUAGACAUAAUCCAUGGAAGGGUUUUGUGACCCCUGACCCUGUCAAUUUGACUGUUAAACUCAUGGGUACACUAGCAAUGGCUGGCAGUCUUGACUUGAAUAUGAACUACCAUCUAUGGAUUACAUGUCUAUGGUUGGUUGUGGCUGUCAGUUUGUCUUGCACAUUUCUAAAUAGAACAGUGUGAAAAACAUACAGUUUGGUAAGAAAAUGCUGUCGUUACUUAUUUGUUUUCAUUUAAAAUGGUCAAAAUCACAGUAAGGUACUGAAUUGUAACCCAGAAAUGAUUUGAUAUUAAGAUAAAAACGGCUGCAUUUGUCCUUUAAAUGCUCUCCAAAUGAGGACAUAGUCAUUCUAUACAUACAGGCUACUAUACUAAUGAAUACAUAAAGCUAAACCCAUGUUUGUGCAUCAGUGUCCCUCUGCCAAAGAGAUGUCUGUAUGACAUCUUACUAUAGCAAAAUGACAUUGGCUAAGGCUAGCUGGCCAGUCAAGUGGAUACUAACACGGAUCCUAUCAGUGGGCUACAACAACAUGAGAAGUGAGAAUGUAAAUUGUAUUUCUAAUCUCUCUCUCAUUCCCUUCCUGUGUGGGUGAGUGUAAAUGAUUUCCCUAGGGACUACAGGAGGUCCUGGUUUACCAUUAGGUAGUCUGAGCACCCAUAGGCACACCAUGUUCAAGAGGAGUGUCACAAUGUUAAGUAAUUACACACAUCGCCUGCUACAGAGCUAUAGGACAAACCAAGGUCGCCUCAUCUCAAGGUUGGAAUACAUUUACAGAUAAUAUACUCCUUUAUCAAAGCAAGAGCAUGUCUAGGAAGACAUUCAUACUUUUCUAAAAUUGUCUUGCUCCAAGUUCGCUUGUUCUUUCAACAGGCAAAGCCAGCGCAGUGUACAAUACUUUCUUUUUGUCCAUCUCUUUCUAAUAACACACACAAAAGGCAAUCAUGGAAAGGGUCUAGACCCCACCCCCCGCCUGCCGCUACUGGCUCCAGCUCCUUACACCUCUCUGACAAAAAGAAACAGCGAAAGGGAGAGAGGGCGUAUGAAAGAGCCGAUGAGAAUGGUACAAACCCGAACAGCUCUGUGUGUCACACUCGAAUACAUCGCAUCCACGGCUAUGAUCUACGCGCAGAUCGUCGCUCUCAAGACAAGCGCAACACCGGAGAGAGCAAUUACGCAAGAUUCUGAUAGAGAAUGAAUGCGAAGCUGUAUCCAACAAUUCCAAAACGCCCGGUUGGUCUCAUUUAGCUACCAUUAGAGCAUCAACUGGAUUACCAUAAGGGAGCACAGUAGAAACAACGUCUUUACAAUUGAGGAAUAAGAGAUUUUGCUUCAAUAAUUGAAUAAUUUACUUUUCAUCAAAACACAAUUAUUUGUAUGUAUUUGGAGGUGUUUUUCCAAGGACACAUACAUUAAAGCACAGACAGCCGUCAUUAGGUCGACUUGGAUUUGAUCAUAUUCACACUUUAUUAGUUAUCCUGAUGGAAACUGCUUCAAAAGCUCGUCGGCUAUCCAAUGUGUCCACGGCAUCUAACGUGUCCAAUGUGUCCACGUCCAGCGCUGGGACUGAGGUAGGACAGAGCGAUGUGCAGAUUUGGGGGGACAGACCUUUACCUGUCGACUACCUUGGUGACAUCUCGAUCCUGGAUGACGGGAGAUGGUCGAACUCUAGCGUGAAGAAACAUCACCACAAGCACAACCUGAAGCACCGCUACGAACUGCUGGAGACACUGGGGAAAGGGACAUACGGCAAAGUGAAGAAAGCCAUCGAGAGACAAUCCGGCAAAGUGGUGGCCAUUAAGUCCAUCAGGAAGGAGAAGAUCAAGGAUGAUCAGGACAUGGUUCACAUCCGCAGAGAGAUCGAGAUCAUGUCCUCCCUCAAACACCCUCACAUCAUCUCCAUCUAUGAAGUGUUUGAGAACAAGGACAAGAUAGUGAUCGUGAUGGAAUACGCCAGUAAGGGAGAGCUGUAUGAUUACAUCAGCGAGCGACGGCGGCUGAGCGAGAGAGAGACACGACACUUUUUCAGGCAGAUUGUUUCUGCCGUGCACCACUGUCACAAGAACGGAGUGGUGCACAGGGAUUUAAAACUGGAAAACGUGCUGCUGGAUGAAAACUGUAAUAUCAAGAUUGCUGACUUUGGUCUGUCCAACCUUUACCACAAAGACGAGCUCCUUCAGACGUUCUGUGGCAGCCCUCUGUACGCCUCACCAGAGAUCGUCAACGGCAGGCCCUACCAUGGUCCAGAGGUAGACAGUUGGGCCCUGGGAGUGCUUCUUUACACCCUGGUCUAUGGGGCCAUGCCCUUCGAUGGGGAAGACCACAAUAAACUAAUCCGUCAGAUCACCAACGGAGAGUACAGGGAACCUACACAGUCCUCAGAUGCUCGUGGUCUGAUCCGCUGGAUGUUGAUGGUUAACCCGGAGCGUCGAGCCACGGUGGAAGACAUCGCCAACCACUGGUGGGUCAAUUGGGGCUGGAAGACCACUGUGUGUGACUGUGACAUCCAGAAGGACAACAGUGGCUGCAUCUCUUCUCCAACGCUAGCACGCUUUAUCGACUGGCAGAACCGCACCACAGAGUCACCCAGGGUGGCGCCGGUCAAGCCUCCCCGCUCUGAACCCCCCGCCGUACCCCCCCACGCUGGCCGCCAGCGCCUGAGGAAGUCCAGGAAGGAGAAUGAUAGUGGAGCGCUCCACCAUCACACCGCGUGGGAAGACAAAGACAAACCAGGACUGAAGAGACCUAAGGGGAUCCUGAAGAUGCAUGUGUCUGAGCAGAGGUCCCACAGCCUGGGGGAGAUCGAGCUGAGUCGCUCCCUGCACUUCCAUGAGGGAAGGGAGCUGCCCUCCAGCCCCGAGAGGGAUGAGGAGGAGGACGAUGAUCAGGAUCGCCUGGGGGUCUCGCCGGCCAAGAUGGUGCCCACCCUCCCGAAGAAGGGCAUCCUGAAGAAUAACCAGCAGCGGGAGUCUGGCUACUACUCCUCCCCAGAACGCAGUGAGUCCUCUGAACUGCUCGGGGGCAGCACCUCCAUGGCCCCACCCGCCAGCUCACCAACAAAGAGGUCCAUGGGGAGAAAGGGCAUAUUGAAGCGUAAUGGGAAGUACGGCAACUCCACUUCCUUCCACAGUGGCUUGUCCAAUAUGGGCUACCACGGAGAGACUCAGGGGGACUCAGGCCUCUCUCGCAGCCAGAGUAGACCCUCCAGUAUUGUCUGUGAGGAGAUGGGUCUCUCCAGUGUUCCUCCCUUAAUGGGAGUGGAUUGGUCUCCCUCGUCCCCGCAGCCCAACGUCAGGGCCUGUAUGUCGGCUGAGGAUCUACUGCAGCUGGCAGGCUUCAGACGGGGCCUCCAGACGGCUGCAGGGGGGCUCCAUGGGGGGAAGGUGGGGACCCGAGGGACACCAGGGUCUCCUGGGGACGACGGCAGCUUCUCUCUGCUAGGGGACAUGGAUGAUAUGACCCAGGUCUACCAACACGCCCUGGACAUCAGCAGCAAUCUGACCUAGAGGAGGUGGAGUUAGGGGAGUUAGGAAGGGACAUGGGAAGGACAGACACACACUUGAACCCUCAUUUCUGGGUUAGGACUGGCCACGUGUGUUGUGAACUGGGAGUCACAGCCACCUUAAUGUACUGAAUCUACACUCUCAGAGACAGUGCUGCUGUAGAUGUUUAUAUGUUCAAUAGAGCUAAAUAAGUAUUGUAUUAUAUGUCAGUCAGAGACACAAACCAUGCUGUGGUGAAGCUCAUGGAAAACCUCCAUUAAGUUUCCUAAAGCAUCUUUAGAAGAAGGACUGUCUCUGAAUCCAUGGACUUAUCUCAAUGUAACGGACAGUUAGGACUACUGUUCAUGUUAUCUCAAUGUAACAGACAGUUAGGACUACUGUUCAUGUUAUCUCAAUGUAACGGACAGUUAGGACUACUGUUCAUGUUAUCUCAAUAUAACAGACAGUUAGGACUACUGUUCAUGUUAUCUCAAUGUAACAGACAGUUAGGACUACUGUUCAUGUUAUCUCAAUGUAACAGACAGUUAGGACUACUGUUCAUGUUAUCUCAAUGUAACAGACAGUUAGGACUACUGUUCAUGUUAUCUCAAUGUAACGGACAGUUAGGACUACUGUUCAUGUUAUCUCAAUGUAACGGACAGUUAGGACUACUGUUCAUGUUAUCUCAAUGUAACGGACAGUUAGGACUACUGUUCAUGUUAUCUCAAUGUAACAGACAGUUAGGACUACUGUUCAUGUUAUCUCAAUGUAACAGACAGUUAGGACUACUGUUCAUGUUAUCUCAAUGUAACAGACAGUUAGGACUACUGUUCAUGUUAUCUCAAUGUAACAGACAGUUAGGACUACUGUUCAUGUUAUCUCAAUGUAAUGUACAGUUAGGACCGUGUGUUAUCUAUUUAUAUUGUUGAAACAGACAAAUAUUGCCUGUGUGUUUUGGUCAUUUCAAGACGUACUGUAUGUACCCUUCAUGGAAUGGUACUGUAUAAUAGUAGUACUCGAUUGAAUUGAGAUGAAGCCAUACGUGAUAUUUGUCCAAAUCCAGCAGGACAUCUAUUGUACAGUACCACAGUGGGAAGGUUGAAGAGCAAACCGUGUGUAUUGAUAUAAGUCUACUGUAUGGGCCGUCCAAAGGAAGUGCCUUUAUUAGUGCUAUGUUAUCAUGUACUGUAUUUCCUGAAGGUUUAUGGAGGAACAGUUAGAUAACCAACCAAACUCACCACAUUAGACACAACUAUAGGGAGACGAUUCUCAGAGCUGUGACCACGCAGUCUCCGGAGUUUAAACAACUAGGACUUGUUCAUGUUCGUAACCAUUUGGUUUCACAGUAGAACUGUAGUUGUUUUAGAAAUGGGACUGAAAGACAGAACGACUGAAAGAACAAAAAAAGGGUGGGUAGAGACGUGUAGUCAAAACUUAAGUAGAUUCACAGAGUUGUGGCUACAAGCCCUCCAGUCUACAUGACUAGGUCAUGUGUAGGCUGUAUGAUAUUGUACUGUAGUUGUUUUAGAAAGAGAAAUACUGAAAAAAAGAAGGGGCAGAUAGACGUGAGUUAGUGGGAGGGGUUAAUGGGUUGGUUGUAGAGGUCUUGUUUGUGGAGGGAAGUUGAGUACUGGCCAGGACUGUUACACCUCUUCCUCCCCAGACUGAAGACUCAGAGUGGAGCGAGAAAAGAGGGGGCUGAGAGAGAGAGAGAAAUAUAGAAAGAAAGAGAACGCGAUAGUAGCUUAGUGUAGCUGGGAAAAGAAAGGGGUAGUAGAGAGAGAGAGAGAGAGAGAGAGGUUGAGUGAAAAAGGUCAAAUGGGAAAGAAUGUUUGGAAGGGUGAAAGGAAUGUUAUGUUUCAGCUGACCAAAUAAGUUCAGCUUUAAGUUGGGAAGAUACACAGUUCAACACAUUGCAGCUGAACGUCAUUAGUCACUGUAGCUGAACGUCAUUACAGUCACUGUAGCUGAACGUCAUUACAGUCACUGUAGCUGAACGUCAUUACAGUCACUGUAGCUGAACGUCAUUACAGUCACUGUAGCUGAACGCCAUUACAGUCACUGUAGCUGAACGCCAUUACAGUCACUGUAGCUGAACGUCAUUACAGUCACUGUAGCUGAACGUCAUUACAGUCACUGUAGCUGAACGUCAUUACAGUCACUGUAGCUGAACGCCAUUACAGUCACUGUAGCUGAACGUCAUUACAGUCACUGUAGCUGAACGUCAUUACAGUCACUGUAGCUGAACGUCAUUACAGUCACUGUAGCUGAACGCCAUUACAGUCACUGUAGCUGAACGUCAUUACAGUCACUGUAGCUGAACGUCAUUACAGUCACUGUAGCUGAACGUCAUUACAGUCACUGUAGCUGAACGUCAUUACAGUCACUGUAGCUGAACGUCAUUACAGUCACUGUAGCUGAACGUCAUUACAGUCACUGUAGCUGAAAGUCAUUACAGUCACUGUAGCUGGCACUACACAACCUUGAUAGAACAGCAGCUCACUAAGUGUUACAUAUAGAUGGCCUUCUCUCUCUACAGCCUGUGUGCUGCUGGACCAGUUAUAUGUGCUCUAUGAAGUGUGGCUUGGUGAGAGGGCAUAACCUUCAGUACCACUCUAGAACAGAAAUAACAGGCAAUUAUAUGUUUCAGUGUGUUUGGGUUUCUCAAACACCACACGGUUGUUUAAAUGUCUGGGUUUGUGUCCCAAAUGGCACCCUGUUGGUUACUUUGAACGCAGUUCUAUGGGCCCUUUGUGAAAAGGAGUGCACUACAUAGGUUGCCAUUUGGGACACAGCUCCAGACAUUUAAACAACCGGGUGGUGUCCGAGAAACCCAAACACACUGAAACAUAUUAGUGUUGAGAAAUCAAUGGAGCCCCACUGUGGAAAUGUUACAUAUGCCAACGGAUAGCUCAUCAAAAUAAAUCAAAAUCAGCCAAUGAAUGAUUCUGAAAGUUCAGGGGUCUUUAUGGCUCAGGGCCCAGGGUGUUACCAUAACAACCAACAGUCUUGUUAAGUAUUGUUUGGCCUUUUUGUAUUGUAUGGACUGAAAUUGUAUUUUUUAACUGGAUUUUACAGUGCUGAAAAAUGAUACUAUGUUAGUAUUUUCAUAGGAUUUGUGUUUAAUCAUGCUUCUGUUUUUGAUUUUUCCAAAAUAUAGAAACAUUGUAUGGUUUUAUUUCAUGGGCAGAGAAUGUGUCCCAGGUCUGCUUUAAUAACUGGAAGGGGACCGGCCUCCUAUGAAAACAGGGUUAGCGGUAUGUAUAAGGGACUGAAGAGGGUGAAGUUCAACAACUGUAAGGAACAAGUUGUAAACACACAAGUGAUUCUCUGGGAGUCGUAAGACUGAAAACACACACAUGCACGUGCCUGCGCACACGCACAUACACACAGCUAUGUAGAAUGUAAUGGAAAAGAAAGGGGUGCCAUCAAGUCUCAACAGGUCUAAGAGCCCCCAAGCUGCCCUCUGCCUAACUAGACAAAACAGAUGUUAGCCUACAUCUGUUUGUUAAAAUAUGUCAUAUAACUAUAGGAAAACUUGACUAGAUAUUAUCUUAUGAUAAAGUAUUAUGUUAUUUAAGCUUUAUUUUGCUGCUGUCUAUUAAUAGUGAAGUUAUUACUAUAGUUACUAUAAUGUUAUAGAUGGUUCAACCUGGAUCAUGCUUUUAUUUGUUACCAUCAGAGAGGUUCUGGUUUUUAUAAAAAACGGUUUCAGAUUGUGUAAUAGCGUUGUUCUCUACUGCGUAUUACAGUGGAAAUCAUGUUUGUAGUCAGGAGAUUCUCACAAUAUCUUCUUUCUGAAUCAUCUCAAAUAAACAGCUCCAGUUCA
Molecule: messenger RNA, 8451 nt
Organism: Salvelinus fontinalis (brook trout)
Lineage: Eukaryota; Metazoa; Chordata; Actinopteri; Salmoniformes; Salmonidae
Product: NUAK family SNF1-like kinase 1
Exons: 7
Coding region: 2622-4646 (674 amino acids)
Biological process (GO): intracellular signal transduction; microtubule cytoskeleton organization; protein phosphorylation
Cellular component (GO): cytoplasm
Molecular function (GO): tau-protein kinase activity; protein serine/threonine kinase activity; ATP binding
Source: RefSeq, a predicted model, not a curated record